Messenger RNA from Sturnus vulgaris (Common starling), 2070 nucleotides. It is a transcript of the gene HACL1, whose product is annotated as 2-hydroxyacyl-CoA lyase 1. Gene Ontology annotation, molecular function: catalytic activity; magnesium ion binding; thiamine pyrophosphate binding. NCBI's taxonomy places the organism in Eukaryota, Metazoa, Chordata, Aves, Passeriformes, Sturnidae. Gene Ontology annotation, cellular component: peroxisome. The record is from RefSeq and is a predicted model, not a curated record. Gene Ontology annotation, biological process: fatty acid alpha-oxidation.
AGAAGACUGAGUUUGGCCUGUGAAACAUAGAAAAGUAGUUCAAUUGUAAUCCAGAUAAGCAUAGUCUUCUUUAUCUCUGUGUUUUUGUGGGCACGGUACAUUUCCAACCAUUUUUUGGGGGCUUUUUGCCCUUAAUUUUCUGUGAAAGUGUGAAAACACAAGAUGCCAUGAGGCAUUUUCAGAGUAGAGGAAGCUGACGUACUGAGAAUCAGGAAAGUGACAUAGCAGAGAUGUCCCAGAAUAUCGAAUAUAUGUUUGGCAUUGUUGGUAUUCCAAUCACUGAAAUCGCAAUUGCAGCCCAGGCAGUUGGAAUAAAAUAUGUGGGAAUGAGAAAUGAACAAGCUGCCUGUUAUGCUGCAUCUGCUGUUGGAUAUUUGACUGGCAGACCAGGAGUAUGUCUUGUAGUGUCCGGUCCAGGUUUCUUACACACCCUUGGUGGGAUGGCAAAUGCAACCAUUAACUGCUGGCCUUUGAUUGUUAUUGGAGGUUCUUCUGACAGAAAUCAGGAAACCAUGGGAGCUUUCCAAGAAUUUCCACAGGUUGAAGCUGGCAGGCUGUACAGCAAGCUGUCUGUCCGCCCAAGCAGCCUGGAAGUUAUUCCUGCAGUUAUUGAAAAGGCUGUAAGAACCAGUAUGUAUGGUCGCCCAGGUUCCUGCUAUAUUGACAUACCCGGGGAUUUUGUGAAUCUUCAGGUGAAUAAGAGCUCUGUCAAGUACAUGGAAUGCUGCCUGCCACCUCCCAUCAGCAUGGCUGAACACUCUGCUGUAUCCAAAGCAGCCUCUGUCAUUGCUUUUUCCAAGCAGCCUCUGCUCAUCAUUGGCAAAGGUGCUGCUUAUUCAUAUGCUGAAAACAACAUCAGAAAGUUGGUGGACCUUUCUGGACUGCCUUUUUUGCCUACACCCAUGGCAAAAGGAGUAGUUCCUGAUAACCAUCCAAAUUGUGUAGCUGCAGCAAGAUCAACGGCAUUACAGCAUGCUGAUGUAAUCAUCUUGCUUGGUGCAAGGUUGAAUUGGAUUUUGCAUUUUGGUCUUCCACCAAGGUAUCGACAGGAUGUAAAGGUUAUUCAGAUUGAUAUUUGUGCAGAAGAGCUGGGGAAUAAUGUAAGGCCAGCUGCAACUUUAUUAGGUGACAUAAAUGCCGUGACUGAGCAGCUCUUAGAAGAAUUCAGCAAAAGAUCUUGGAAGUACCCUUCUAAUUCAGAGUGGUGGGAGAAGCUAAGAGCGAAAAUAAAGAACAACGAGGAAAGGUCGAAGGGAUUAGCAUUACAGAAAUCUCUGCCUAUGAAUUAUUAUACAGUCUUUCAUCACAUCAGAGAGCUGAUACCCAAGGACUGCAUUUUAGUAAGUGAGGGAGCAAAUACCAUGGACAUUGGACGAACUAUGCUUCCAAAUUUCUAUCCCCGUCAAAGGCUUGAUGCAGGUACUUUUGGAACCAUGGGAGUGGGGCUGGGUUUUGCUAUAGCAGCUGCCAUGGUAGCCAGAGACCACACACCUGGAAGGCGAGUUGUCUGCAUAGAAGGGGAUAGUGCUUUUGGAUUUUCUGGAAUGGAGGUGGAGACUAUCUGCAGAUACAACUUGCCAAUCCUGAUUAUUGUAGUAAACAACAAUGGGAUUUACACUGGUUUGGAUGCAAGUUCUUGGGAGGAGAUGUUAAAGUUUGGUGACCCUGCUACAUGUGUACCUCCUGUUUCUCUCCUGCCAAAUGCACACUAUGAGAAAAUUAUGUCUGCCUUUGGAGGUAAAGGAUACUUUGUUAAGACACCAGAAGAAUUGCAGAAUGCUCUGAAAGCAAGUGUGACUGACAAGCAAACACCUUCUCUUAUAAAUGUAAUGAUUGAUCCACAAUCUGAGAGAAAGAAACAGGAAUUCCCCUGGCUGACUCGUUCUAACCUGUAGUAGAAGAGGAAGAUGAUGGUGGUGCAAGGCAGUGCAUUAAACAAAACUGAAUUGUUUUCUGGAAGUGGAACUGGUACAACUGUAUUUUGCAUAGCCAUUGGAACAAAGUGGGGUUUUAGAACUGCUGUUAGAGGAAUCUUUGAAUGAUGAAAUUAGGUAAUUGUAAAAUGAGAGA